Molecule: messenger RNA, 4107 nt
Organism: Phytophthora sojae
Lineage: Eukaryota; Oomycota; Peronosporomycetes; Peronosporales; Peronosporaceae
Exons: 3
Coding region: 1-4107 (1368 amino acids)
Biological process (GO): actin filament organization; vesicle transport along actin filament
Cellular component (GO): myosin complex; cytoplasm; actin cytoskeleton
Molecular function (GO): microfilament motor activity; ATP binding; actin filament binding
Source: RefSeq, a predicted model, not a curated record
AUGGAGGGAAUUAAGGUGUACACGCCGGACCCGGAGCACGUGUGGCUGCCCGGCGUCAUCUGCGCUGCCUCGGGCGACGGCAAGCAGCUCACCGUGCGGCUGGACGAGGUGGUGGGGCCCCGCGACGAGGCGGCGCUGGAGCGCAUCGAGUCGGAGCGCGAGCUGAAGGCGCUGGCCGGCUCGCAGCGCGCCGUGGACCUGACGGACAGCGCCCUGCUGGAGGCGCUCAACGCCAAGAACACGUCGGUGGAGUCGGGGGACAACAAGCCGUCGCUGCCGCUGCAGAACUCGAGCGAGAGCGCCAACAAUGGCUUCGAGGACAUGAUCCUCAUCGACCACUUGCACGAGGCCUCCAUCCUCUAUAACCUCCGGAGGAGGUUCUUCCGGCAAUUGCCAUACACGUACACGGGGCGCAUCUGCAUCGCCGUGAACCCGUACCAGUGGCUGGACCUGUACUCGAAGCAGACGAUGGACAAGUUCAGCGACGGCAAGCGCGAGAACAAGGCCCCGCACGUGUACGCCGUGUCCAUGGAGGCCUUUUUCAACAUGCGGCAGAAGCAGGAGAACCAGAGCAUCCUCGUGUCGGGCGAGUCGGGCGCCGGCAAGACGGAGACGACCAAGAUCGUCAUGAGCCACCUGGCCGCGCUGGCCACCAAUUCCAACUCCAAGGUCAUCCAGCAGAUCAUCCAGGCCAACCCGCUGCUCGAGUCCUUCGGCAACGCCAAGACUGUGCGCAACGACAACUCGAGUCGCUUCGGCAAGUUCACGGAGCUGCAGUUCACGCUCGAGGGCCAGCUCAUCGGCGCGCGCUCGCGCACGUACCUGCUCGAGAAGAGCCGCGUGACGACGCAGGCGGACGGCGAGCGCAACUUCCACAUCUUCUACCAGCUGCUGGCGCAGCGCAAGCAGUUCCCGGACCUCGAGCUCGACAUGGUCGACUCGUUCAAGUACGUCUCCACUAGGGCCGAGGCCCCCGGCGGAGACGAGGAGGGAGAUCUCAGCAGGACGCGUGAGGCGCUCGAGGUCGUGGGCAUCGAGCAGCCGCUGCAGCAGGAGAUCAUGCAGAUCCUGGGCGCCGUGCUGCACCUCGGAGAGACCGAGUUCACCACGCGCAACGGAGACGUGGACGCUUCGCAGCUCGUGGACCUCAAGCACUUCACCGUGGCCUGUCGCCUGCUUGGCGUGGAGGUCGAAGCGCUCGAGCGCGCCGUGUGCAACCGCAACGUGUUUGUCGGCCGCGAAGUCAUCCUGAAGCCCAUGACGCAGGACCAGGCCGCCGACUGCCGUGACGCGCUGGCCAAGAGCUUGUACUCGAAGCUGUUCCUGUGGCUGGUGGAGCAGAUCAACGAGACGAUCGGCGUCAAGACCAAAGGCGCGGGCUCGUUCAUUGGCAUUCUGGAUAUCUUCGGCUUCGAGCACUUCGAAACCAACUCGUUCGAGCAGUUCUGCAUCAACUACGCCAACGAGAAGCUGCAGCAGAAGUUCGUGCAGGACGUGCUCAAGACGGUGCAGAUCGAGUAUGAGGAGGAGAAUAUUACGUGGUCCCACAUUACUUUCGCAGACAACCAGGACGUGCUGAAUCUCAUCGAAGGCCGCCUGGGUGUCAUCAGCUUCCUGAACGAAGAAUCGCUGCUGGCCACGGGCACGGACGCGUCGUUCGCGAGCAAACUGGGGGCGGUGAUGGAGAACAACCCGCUGCUGGAGACGCCGCGGCUGAACAAGUGCGCCUUCUCUAUCUACCACUACGCUGGCAAGGUGACCUACGACGCGUCAGGCUUCCUCGACAAGCACCGUGACGCCAUCUUGCCGGAUAUCAAGCAGUGCAUGAGCAAGUCGAAGCUGACUAUUCUGUCCAAGAUGUUCACGGACGACGUGAACGCGAGCAGCGCCAACAGUGCCGCUCCUUCAUCUCGUAGCCGGUCGCGUAGCAGCAACAAGAAGGGAGGUCACGCGCAGACGCGCCGCACUACAGUGGGCACCCAGUUCAAGGAGAGUCUGUCCCAGCUCAUGGAGAAGAUCGGACUCACGGAGGUGCACUAUGUGCGUUGUCUGAAGCCCAACCCGCUCAAGAGCGCCAACUGCUUCUCGCACGGGGACAUCGUGAGCCAGCUACGUUGCGCCGGUGUCAUCGAGGCCAUCCGCGUCUCUCGCAGUGCGUACCCGAGCCGAAUGCCGCACCUGGAGUGCAUCAAGAAGUUCCGCGUGCUACUGACGGGUGCCGUUCCCACGCAGGGCAAGUUCAUCAACGAGUCGGACCCGGAUAUCAAGUCCAAGUGCGAGGACUUGAUGGACAAGCUUCUGCCUGGACGCAACAUCCAGGACUACCAGGUGGGUCUGACCCGCGUGUACUUCCGCGAAGGCGUACUGGAAGAGCUGGAGACCAAGCGGGGUUGGGCGCUCCGCAAGUACGCCAUCGUGCUGCAGAAGAACGUGCGCUGCUGGCUGAUGCGGCGGCUCUUCCUGCGGCAAAAGCAGCAGAUUGUGGUGAUUCAGAAGUACUGGCGUCGCUACGUGGUGCACAAGCGCUACCUUACGCUGCGCCGAGGCGUGGUGUUGCUCCAGGCCCAAGUGCGCGGCAUGUCGGCUCGCAAGAUGUACCGCGUGCUCAAGUUCGACUACUGCAUCGUGCGGUUCCAGGCGUACUGCCGCAUGCACACGGAGCGCCAGCGCUACUUGAAGACGCUGGCGGCUGUGAGGCGGCUGCAGGGUUUCUUCCGCUUCUCACUACUGCGUCUCGUGUUCCUGCGUAAGAUGGAGAAGGAGAAGGCCUACAAGGAGCUGGGCUCCAAGGUGGCGCAGCUCCAGAUGAAGUUGGACAGGAAGCAGGUGCACACGGGAGCGAAAAUGUCACCGUCAGGGAAGAACCGGUCACCUAGUCCAUCGGACGCGCCGCACGCGUCGGGAUCCGGCAGCGAGCGCGGCACGAACAGCAGCAGCUCAACGCGGGGCUCGAUGCUCAACAGUCGCUUCAGCGGCACCAGCGGCAUACUGGAUGAGAGCCACGAAGUGAUCACCGCGCUCCACGAAGAAAACGAGAAGCUGCGCCAGCAGCUCGAGAAGCAGGAGGCCGAGAUCCAGCGGCUAAAGACCGAGAACCGCACGCUCAAGAACUGGCAGCAGUCCAAGGAGGUGGGCGAGCAGGUGCAGAAGCUGGCGCACCGCGACCAGGAGAGCAAGGACCUGACGUACCUGGCAGCGAUCGAGUCGGAGUACGAGAAGCUGCGCUCGUACAUCUGCGAGACGCGCGAGCUUCCUACCGACAUUGGCAGCAUCACUCAGGCAAACCAAGCGGCGCCCGCUACUGGUGGCGGCCGCGGCUCGCUGACCUCGCUCUCGUCCGAUAAGUCUCUGCUGGCCACGGCGGCGGCUAACGGCAUCAUGGACCAGAAGUCGGCCGAGGCGCACCACUUGCUGCUGAAGAGUGCCGCGCGCAUCGCCCACGCCAAGAGCAAGGUCUCGAGCAAGGGCAACGCGCGCCGCGUGAAGGACCACUGGGAGGAGAUCCGCAACUACCCGCCGCCCAUGCACUACACGCUGGGCUCGGUGCCCUGGAAGCGGCUGCUCACGGACUGGGCGCAGGGCAACCCGAAGAAGCUAGACUACAUGACGCGGUGGCUCAAGAACGUGCUGGACGGCGGCCCCAUUGUGUCGGACACGUUCCCCAUGGGCGUCGAGCUCAAGUACGUGACGCCCAUGAUGCUGGACGGAUUUAUGCAGCUCGUGAUCCCCAAGCUCGCGGAGCGGCCAGAUAUCCAGGUGCACGUGCACACGAAGGAGUUUAUUGGAACGAGCAUGCGGAUCACGCUAUCGCAGCUGGAGCAGCAGGGUAGUCAACGCGCGUCGUCCGCGCACCCGCGCGUAGAACGCUCCCCGCCCAUGGAGGUCGAGGACUUCCAGCGCAUCUCGAUCCUCGCCAAUUCGAAUAGCCGGAAUUCCAGCAGCCGCAUGUCCGCGUCCACGCUGAGUCUGUCCCCGAUGGAGUCGAGCUCGGCCAUCUCGUCGGGCAGCCCGAGCAGCUACCGCUCGAGUAUCUUCCGCUCCGGCCGCAGCAACCACAGCGGCGAGCACAGCGGCGCGCGUAACUCGUUCUUCCAUCGCAACAAGUAG